AUGACGUGGCUGCGCGCUGCCGUCUCGCAGAAACGCGAUACCCACACUCUCCCACCCAAUCCAUCAGCACCUGGCGAAUACCAGGUCAAAGUGGUCAUGCAAGGCGACUCUGGCACAGGAAAAUCGGCAAUCCUACGCCGCUACGCGCAUGACCAGUUUGAAGUCUAUCCUUCCCCAACCAUCGGCGCGGAGUACGAGCGCCGCUGUGUGGAGUGGCAGGACAAGAGGAUCCAGUUGCAAUUGUGGGACUCGAGCGGACCCGAGCGGUACAGGUCGCUGGCGUACCUCCGUGGCAUGCAUGGCGUGGUGGUGGUCUACGACAUCGCCAACAGGGCGACCUUUGACAACGUCACGGCUUGGGUGGAGGAAAUGCAAAAGUACGGACAGGAAGGCUUGGUCGUGGUGGUGGCGGGCAACAAGACCGACCUGGCCUCCUCGACCAGACGCGCUGUGACCAAGCUCGAGGGCAGGCGGAAGGCGGAGGAGCUGGGCGUGCUGUUCUGCGAGUGCUCGGCCAAGACGGGCAAGGGCGUGGCUGAUGUGUUCGACCUCCUCGUGGAUGGCCUGAUGGGCGGCUGGCAGCGCGUGGCCCACAUGGCCACUCCGGCGCACGUGCCCAGCGAAGCCCUCCUCGCCCAGCUCUUUCCACACGCCACCGCCACCGCCACCAAUAGCAGCGCAGGCGCCAGCGAGCAGCAGCAGCAACCAAGGUGUGCCCUCCAGUGA
Acanthamoeba castellanii str. Neff is the source of this 726-nucleotide messenger RNA. Its product is annotated as Ras subfamily protein. The record is from RefSeq and is a predicted model, not a curated record. Gene Ontology annotation, molecular function: GTP binding; GTPase activity. The transcript is spliced from 6 exons. NCBI's taxonomy places the organism in Eukaryota, Discosea, Longamoebia, Acanthamoebidae. Bases 1 to 726 code for a protein of 241 amino acids.